GCCGCUCUGCCAGCACCAAGCGCAGUUACCAGGUCAUAGCAUGCUCCAUUUCCACCUGUUCAGAAACCUCCCGUCACAUCCUUGAAGCAGCUGCUCCGCGCGCCACAGAGAGUCUCUGGAAACAUCCGUUUGGCGCGGAUGUGGUGGUACACACCGACACGAUGAGCUUUCGAGUCCACCGCAACAUUGUGGAACCCGAAUCAGGUUGGUUUCGCGACAAUCUCCCCCCUCCAAACUUGGAUGGAUCCCCGGUCAAAGUGCGCUUGGGCUGUACUGCCGAGGCUGCUGCGCAUUGUUUGAGAUUCAUGUACACAGGGAGAAUCGAGAUUUGCGACAUUGAUCCAAAUUGUCCCUGGAGCAUCAUCCACCUUCCACGAUGUGUUCUGGGAUACUGUGCAGCAGUGUUCUUGCGGGUGAGUAGGAUGGCAGCUCACCUUCUCCGAAUCGUCGAAAAAACAUCCGUCGAGCUUGGGACUUUGGUGACAACGCGCUAUCUCCAUCAAAACCUGGACGAUUGCGAAUGGGUGGAAUUCUCCUGGCACUAUCAGAACGCCCUGGACAUUCUCUACGCCCAAGGCUCUCAGACUCUCAUGAUGCCGAUGAGAUUGGCGAUGGUAAGCGUCCUUGACACCACUCUCUUCUGGCUAGUACGACAUCCUGCUUUCAUAAAUCUCCUCCAAACGACUUGGCAGCACUUUCCAAACACGCUGUUGCUGGACCAGGCAGAAUAUCGUCGACUCCUGAAAGAAAACAAUCCCACUACCAAGAGCCCUGUGCCGACCGAAGCCGCGCUCGAAAAGCUGUUUGCGAAGGAGGAAAUGGAAAGCACAAUCAAGAACGAGUGCGUUAUCCCUGGAACUACGGAUCUUUCUGCUGGUCGGACAGUGCUGGCGUCUAGAGGAAGGGCACAAAGUUGCUACCGACGAAGAGGUAGCUCGCUGUGAAUGGAACUAAGAGAAUUCAAAUAAUGCGACAGCUCUCAGCAAAUGCUUGAGACAUGGCUUGAGAAAGGGGUGGCGAGGAAGCUGGCUACAAACGAGCCUUUUGUAUAUAGAUUAUACCAACAUUCAGCUUGGAAAGAUUAUUACAGUGGAGGGUUGCAGCUGAGGGUCAGCUGGAUAUGUAAAUGGCAUGGGCUUGACAGAG
Molecule: messenger RNA, 1146 nt
Organism: Ilyonectria robusta
Lineage: Eukaryota; Fungi; Ascomycota; Sordariomycetes; Hypocreales; Nectriaceae
Exons: 5
Coding region: 162-944 (260 amino acids)
Molecular function (GO): protein binding
Source: RefSeq, a predicted model, not a curated record